Messenger RNA from Oncorhynchus kisutch (coho salmon), 12450 nucleotides. RefSeq names its product protein SOGA1. NCBI's taxonomy places the organism in Eukaryota, Metazoa, Chordata, Actinopteri, Salmoniformes, Salmonidae. Bases 1683 to 7196 code for a protein of 1837 amino acids. Gene Ontology annotation, biological process: regulation of autophagy. The record is from RefSeq and is a predicted model, not a curated record. The transcript is spliced from 14 exons.
UUCUUCUAUUAAGAAUUUGAGGGAAGCAUUUGAUAAAUAAACCACGUCCUGGCCCAUUUUGAAACUAGUCUACUCACGGACUGCUAAUUAGCUUAUUUGUUCAAUAACAAGCUUGUUCAGUCAUGCUACCUUAAAUCCCCAAAGUAUCCGUUUUAUCCUAGUGGAGAGGGUGGGAAAAAAAUACAUAGUUUGAUUAGGGUGUAGUCCUGGGUAGAUUUAGGCUAUGGCAUGUUGUCUUCUUGAGAUUUUCUGUUUAAUUUCUUUCUUUCACAUUAGCUGAUGUAAGUCAGUGGAAGAAGUCCUAUUCCUUAUGAUGGGCUGCCAUAUUAUAGGAUCAUUAGUGUGCUUGUCAGUAAGAACAGUCCUGUUAUUCCUUUUAGUAUUUUAUUAUUCCACUUCUUCCCAAUUUUGAUGAUGUAACUACUUAUUGAAAUCUAAUAUGCCUACUUGGGUGUUUGAAAAUAUAUGACAAGAGGCUAUGCAUCUUUGUCGGCAUUCAUGUAGGUAGGCUAUGUCAUUGAUUGUAAGUCAUGAAAACGAGAAUAUGCUGUAUUGAUAUGACUGUUAUCCUCAAUUAUUUAGUCAUUUUAGUUGUGUGAAAGCUGCUAGGCAGAGAUGGUAAGGGGUCUCUCAAUAGCUCAUAAACGCAAAAGAUCUUGCCUACCUAAGUAUCUGCAACUAAUCAGCCUUAACCACCUUUAGAUUUGUUGUGAAGGUGGGGCAACUUGGAGAAAUUCAUUGUUAUAGCAGGAACAUUUUCAAACCCCCUGCACUUGGGGAACAUAACCCCCUGCAAUACUUUCUUCAAGACCUAUUUUAAAGGGAUAGUUCACCGACAUGAAUUCAUGUUUAACAAAAUUCUUAGUAGAUCUAUGUUCAUCACACAGUGCACCAGACUGAUGCAUUUAUCUGUUGAAAUUCCACCUCUGGCUUUGGGCUAAGCCCCAAAUGUCCUGAAAUCCUAGAAACCCCCCUGGUAAACAUGUUCUAUAAGCAGAACUCUAUAUGUUAUUUCAUGGAUUUGGCCAGCUAAGAAAGGCAGGGGUUUCAUUUGAAACAUUGCCUAAUUGUUUACCAGUAAAUUUGGGCUGAAUUAAUUAUAUUUGUGUCAUCCAUUUCCUGCAAAGCUUUGCACCAGCCGGCCUAUACUGUCCAAAUAUUGUUUAAGUCUGAAUUUAAUAGCAUAUAGCCUAUGUUUGUAGUAGGCCUGUGCAUCCUCUACCUAUUUAUGUUUUUUGUUUUUUUUACCUGUGCUUCUUGAAACGAUCUACAAGUCUGGGUGGCAGCAGAGAGCUCUAAGUGAUGCUGAAUUUCCAGACAGCGAUUCGCCACAGACAGAACCGCUAAAGCUGGGCGGAGAAAAAAACUCGCGAGUACACUUCCACUCUGUUUCUACCACUUCGAACCACUCCGGCGAGAUAGAGUUGCAUAUGUUAGUGCAAUAUGAGUAGAAGAUGUGCCAAAACCUAAACGGAAUUAACCAUAAAACAUAAUUAGGCCUACAGCGUGUUAUGUUAUUGUAGCCUAAGUUGCCGUUUCCAUCUCUAUGCGCUGUUAAAUCCGGUUUAAUAGGGAUUGCUGCAGUUUAUUUGUUUGCAGUUGUGAGAUAAAAGCUCGACUUCUUCUGCCUUUUCUGAUAGGGGUUUCAUUUCUGUUUUUCUGUAGUUGUCAAAGCGGAAUGAAUGACAAAGACAAAGGCGGAUGUUAAUUCGCCAACUCACUUUGUCUCGCCGAAGGAAAGGAGACACAGGCACAAAAUGGAAAGCGGGACGGAGAGCGCCGACAGCGGGCAGGCGAAGCCUCAACAACAGCACCAGUUCGAGCAACAGCCCGUAGUGCAGCCCAUUCAAGUCAACGCAAAGAAAAAAAAUAAUCGGGCUCCAUCACCCGCCAGACCCAAGGAUGUGCCUGGAUGGUCCCUCACCAAGAUCCGUGGAGGAAUCGGUACACCAACACUGAGCGUUAAACCAGGAUCCAUACAUUUAGGCAGCCGGGUGUCCAGGCGUAGUCCGGUUAGCGGGAAAGAGACGAAAUCUGAGAAAGGAAAACUGACGGGAAAAUCCACGGUAUCGGUAGCCAGUGCCCAGAAGAGCAGCAGUAAAUCGAUGAAAGGUGGUCGGAGGAAGGUGUCCGAUGCGAGCAACGCCUCCGACGACCAGAGCAAAGACUCCGGUUGCGCUGCGGGCAAACGUUCGUCAACGGAUAGCAGUUCCGAGCUCUCCGAUUGUGCCUCGGAGGAGAAUAAACUAUCCACGGACGCUCUGAGUAGUGACCUCGAAUCCAACAGCCGAGGCGGGGGUUUUGAUGGCGAUAAACCAAGCAGUGACUGCGGACAUGGGCCACCGGAUAGGGGUAGUCGUGGUGACCAUCACGCCAAGACCCCAGUGGAUAAGGACCGAAUCUCCCUGGGAGUGGAGACCGUAGGGGGGAGCAUUUCUCCAGGGGAUGAACAGUCUCUCACCUCGUUCGACAGCCGGGUGCCUGCCAGCACAUCCCUAGCUUUCUCCGACCUGACGGAAGAGUUUAUGGAUGGCAUGCAUGAAGAAUUUGUCAGAGAAAUCGAGGAACUGAGAUCAGAGAACGAUUACCUAAAAGAUGAGAUGGAGGAGCUGCGCUCUGAGAUGUUGGAGAUGAGGGAUAUGUACAUGGAGGAGGAUGUGUACCAGCUGCAGGAGCUGAGGCAACAGUUUGAGCAGGCCAACAAGACCUGCCGCAUCCUGCAGUACCGCCUCCGCAAGGCCGAGAGACGCAGCCUCCGCGUGGCCCAGACGGGACAGGUAGACGGGGAGCUCAUCCGGACCCUGGAGCAGGACGUCAAGGUGGCUAAAGACGUGUCCAUCCGGCUGCACAACGAGUUGGACUCUGUGGAGAAGAAGAGGGGUCGUCUGGAGCAGGAGAACGAGGAGCUGAGGGUCAGGCUCCAGGACCUAGAGGUGGCCAAGCAGGUCCUGCAGGCUGAGAUGGAGAAGCAACGAGAGAACUCUCUGAAGAAGAGAGGCGCUCGGCCAAACAACAAGCCAGAGAAGAAGCCGUCUGUCCAGCAGGAGGACAACUCUGACCUCAAGUGCCAGCUCCAUUUUGCCAAGGAGGAGUCCGUUCUCAUGUGUAAGAAGCUGACCAAGAUGGCCAAGGACAGCGAGGCCAUGCGGGAGGAGCUGGCCAAGUACCGCUCGGUCUACGGCGAUGUGGACGCCUCACUCACCGUGGAGGAGGUCAACGACUCACCCCACACCCGCGAGGCCGAGGUUAGAGUUCACCUGAAGCUGGUGGAGGAGGAAGCCAACCUGCUGAGCCGGCGCAUCGUGGAACUAGAGGUGGAGAACCGUGGCCUACGGGCCGAGAUGGACGACAUGAAGGGCCAGGAGCUGCCUCCAGGGCUGGGGCUGGGAGGCAUGGGAGGCCCAGGAGGAGGUGGUCUGGAUAACGUGAUGGAGCUCCAGAGGCACCUGCAGUUUGUGGAGGAGGAAGCGGAGCUGCUGCGGCGCUCGCUGUUGGAGAUGGAGGAGCAGAACAAGCUGCUGAUGAAUGAGAUCAACCGCUACAAGUCGGAGCUGCCGCUGACGUUGGACCCAAACCAGAAUGACUCCUCGUCCAUCGCUCUCCUGGAGGAUGGUCAUGGUGGGGGAGCUCUCAUCAGCACCGAGGCCCCCCAGGAGGAGCUGCUGCAGGCCGCCAGGCUCCAGAUCGGGGAGCUGAGCGGCAAAGUGAAGAAGCUCCAGUACGAGAACCGUGUGUUGCUGUCCAACCUGCAGCGCUGCGACCUGGCCUCCUACCACAGCUCUUCUAGGCCCACCCUGGAGACCGACGCUGAGGCAGGGGACUCGGCCGAGUGCCUCCCCAGCCAAGUGUGCCGGGAAGGCCCCAUCGGAGGGGAGAACAAGCCCCUGGAGGAGAAGGAGAAGAAGACGUCGACGGGGGUUCCCAUUCACCUGCACGGUAACGUCCCCCUGGGGCUGAAUGACCAUGAGGCCCUGCUUGCCAUGAGGGACCAGGCCCGCCUCAUCUCUACAGCCAUCCAGCUGCUGACCGCUUCUGAUUCCAACUGCCCCUCCCUCUACCGCAAGAUCUCCUCCAACUCCUCCGGGGAGGCUGCAGAGCCCUGUGUCCCAGAGAAGAGCCAGCAGUCCCAACCCUCGGAGCACCAGGACCUGCCCCUGGUGGAGGCUCUGACGGGCAGGCUGCGAGCACUGCACACCCAGCUCCAGGCCUUCGUGAAGCGAGUGGAGAGCCUUGGCAGCGCCCCUCCUGGGAGGGAGCAGGUGGAGGUGGCAUCCCCCCUGCCUCUACUGUCCGAAGCUGGAGACUCCGUGGUGGAUACGCCCUCUGCCUCACACCCCUGCCCUCCAGACGACCAGGCGGGUGAGAUCACUGCAGGGCAGAAGCAGCCUGACUUUAGGGACCAAUCAGAGCGCGAAGUGAAAGGUCAGGAGGAGGAGGAGGGUGACAGCCACAUUGACAACAACAAGAACCAGGUUAAACAGGAGACGGACACAGCCCUGCAGAUCAGUGAGCUGCAGGCCCUUCUGUUGGAGGCGAGGGACAAUGCUUGCAGGACGCAGGAGGAACUGACUGUGGAGAGGCAGGAGGAACGGACUGUGGAGAGGCAGGAGGAACUGACUGUGGAGAGACGGGAUCACAGAGGCCCCACCCACAGCAGCUCACAGACAUUCACACAGCUGCAGGAGGAGCACCAGAAGGCCCUGACGAGAAGGGACUUCCAGCUACAGAGUCUGAGUCUGCAGACGCGGCUGCAGCAGAAGUUCUGGAGCCAAGAGAGGAACCUGAUGUUGCAGGAGUCCCAGCAGCUCAAGCAGACCCUGCUGCUGCUCAGCCUCAAGCUGCGUUGCUUCCUCAAACAGUGGCGGCUGGGACGCAAGCUGGACACGGAGGCCAAGGAUGUCCUGGAGGUGAACAGCCUGAAGGACCUGUACCUGCUGUUGGAGGAGGAGAGUCUGGCCGCCCACCCCCAACAGGGAGACAACAAGAUUACCUCCGCAGAGGAGCAGCACCUCUGCCCCACCAUCUCAAAGGAGCUCUGUGUGCUGGAGAAGAGCUACACACAGAUGAGCGGCGUGAGCAGCACACUGGCGGACCUGAAGGGAGCGCUCCAGGAUCUGAGCGGAGAGCUGCGAGAGGAGCGCCAGGGCUCUCAGGAACUGACCCAGCAGUUUGCCCGCGCUAAGGCCUCCUGGGAGGUGGAGAGGACAGUGCUCAAGAGCCUCAUUACCCAGCUGGAGAGCAAGGCGGGCUUGGCUGCCCUGGCCGGGGGGGAGAAGGACCUCCAAGGACCUCCCGAACUGAAGGUGGCACUGAAGAGGGAGCGUGAGGAGCACCAGCACCUCCUGGCCGACUCAUAUGCCGCCGUCAUGGACCUGACCAAGCAGCUACAGAUGGGCGAGAGGAACUGGAAUCGCGAGAAGCUGGAGCUCCUAGAGCAUUUCAGUCAGGAGAGGGGCCAGUGGGAGCAGAGGCUACAGUGCAAGAUGUCUCUGCACUACAAAACCACCCCUGAAACAAAAACUGCACUGGACGUUGUUACAAAUGGAACCAAUUUAUCAAGGACCAAGUCCAUCCCGUCCAUGUUGGAGGGUCUGCUGGAGGCCUGUCCUUUCCUUCCGGGUCAGGAGGUCAAUGGUACAGCCAAUGAGGAGGGAGAGAAGGACCAGCCCAGUACCCAGGCCCCUUCCCUUCUAACCCACACAGACCCGGGUGACCUCACCAGGAAGAACUGGAAGUACCUGACCAAUGAGAUGGCUCUGAUGGAGCAGGGUGAUGCCCCCUUCAAGACGUGGGACUGUCCCAGCUCCCCCAGCAGUUUCCUGGACCUGGAGAGCAUCCAGAGGAGCUACACUGCCCCCGACAAGACCGGCAUCCGCAUCUACUACAGCCCCCCUACCAUGCGCCGUAUGGAGAGCCGGCUGGCCAAGGAGAAGCAGGACAAACCUCAAGCUCAGCAAGGCCACCUGUCUCGGGCUUCAACUCCCUCAGACGCUGUGGCCCUGGAGGGCCAACCUCCCUCCUCCGCCUCCUCCUCUUCGUCCUAUGACCAGUGGUUGAGCUCCCUGUCCAAGCAGCACAGGGACCUUCUGGAGAACAGCACCGGUGGCGCGGGGGUGGCACCCUUCCAUGGCCUGGAGAUCUCUGCCAACCUCUCGGACGACAUGAAGGAGAUGACCAACUGCGUGCGCCAGGCCAUCCGCUCCAGCUCUCUGGAGAGGAAUUGCAGCAAGGAUGCGAGCAGCCAGACGGUGGGGGUGUCUAGCCGCUCCACCCAGACGGUCCAAUUUGUGAGCGUGGGGCUGCAGACGGACGGGCUCGGGUCUCGGGGGGUGGGGGGCUUCCACACCAAAUCCUCCUGGUCCCCCCGGCCCUCGUCGUCGCUGGCUUCGGCCCGCUCACGCCACAUCUCCUCGUCCCUGGAUAAGGUGCACAGCCGCAUCGACAGGCCCUGCUGCUCCCCCAAGCUACAGCGACGCAUUUCCGCCUCCUCCUCCAAGCUGGACGGAGGAGGAUUGUCCUCGGCUUCAUCCAGAGACCGCAGCCUGUGGAACCUCCACCAGCGGUCCUCGACCUCCAGCGGCUCGGCCUGGGCCCGUUCCACCACCACCAGGGACAGCCCCGUGCUCAGCGGCCUCAACGAUGGCCUGUCCAGCCUGUUCAGCGUGGUGGAACACUCCGGCAGCGUAGAGUCCCUGUGGAAGAGUGAGCCAGGGGCCAGCCCAGCCCGCCAGGCAGCAGGGAAGCCCUCUGGCCCUGGACCAGACACCGGAGCCCAGAAAUAUGGCCCCUUCCAGGAGUUUUUCAGGAAUGUGUGCGGCCGGACCGGAACGACCAUGCCCGGGGGAGGGGAGAGGGGGCAGAGGGAGGUGGGGGCCAUGGAUGAGCCCAAGCCUGAGUGCCUCUCCGGGGUUUCGCUGGUGGGGAACGACAGCGUCACCAAGAUCGUCAACAAGAGGUUCAUGAGACAGAUGCCCAGGGAGGAGUUGGGGGCCACUGCUAACGAUCAAACUGCCAGAGACCUGACCUUGAGCUCCAGCAUGGAGGAUGCAGCGUGUGAUUGCAACUCCCAGUCUCUUACAUCCUGCUUCGCCCGGCCCUCCCGCUCAGCCACACGCCAUUCACUGGGCCACUGCAUGCACCGCUCUCAGGAGCCUCCCACGGCAACAGAGGAGAGAGUGGAUGCAGGCAAUGAGUGAUGGAUCAGUGAGAACACACACACACACACACACACACACACACACACACACACAUACUGCCUCACCAACACACUGCCACAUAAGCUACAGUACUGUCACAAAAUGUAGACACAAACAUCUUGGCUACACCAACACACUGCUACAUACAUACUGUACAUACACACAAUCCCUCACAAACUGCCACACAGAACCACUGUCACAUGCACACAUACUCACACACACACACACAUCUGGAAUUGGAACUCAACCCAAGCAGCACAUUCUAAUGCCAAGGAUAUAGGAAGACCAGAAUCUCCUAGGAUUCCUCUUUGAGCACCAGAACCACUACCAACUACCAGCAGGACAACAACCUCACACACAACACACAUACUGGAACAGUAAUGACACACUACUUCCUAUAUACUGCAGUAUUUAGGGAAUAGGGUGCAAUUUUGCGCACAAACAGUUUGUGGAAACGACCACCUAGGAAUUCAGACAGUCUUAUAUGAUGUCAGAACCCACAACACUCUACUUUACCUAUUUUUGGAAUUGCAUAGGGAAAACACACUGGGCUACUAGAUUUCUCCAAAGUGGAUCUUCCCAACCGACAGGGAUAUGAGGUGGUUUGUUAGCUGCUCCCAUUCCAAAUACCAAUCCUAUUCCCAGUCCAAUUCCCUAGCCAGCACCAGUCCCUUCCCAACCCAGCAUCUGGAGAGCUCUGUCCAAGCCUCCUCCCUAACACCAAGCAGAGGAUUCUACUGGUGUGGACCGCCUCUUGCCAUUAUCAACCAACAACCAUAAAAAAACAUCUCAUCAAUGUAUGUUCAUUUUUUUAUGUCAACUACCUCCCUGUUUUUCUGAAAGACUUUCAUCCAAUGAAGGGGUAGGACAUUUACAUCCUGUUACGUAUGAUAUGAUGAUUCUGUUUUCUAAAGGUUGUUUGAAUGUUUGUAAUCUGCCUGUUGGCACACAUUGAUAGGAUGGUGGUUAAGACUCUGAGACCCUAUGAGUUUUGUCUCGUGUGUACUAUACUGUAGGAUGUAGAUGUAUAAGAGGAUCCCAGCUGUAAAGAUAACUCCCUGCCAGGAAAAAACAAACUUGUCCCAUUUCGAGAGACAAUGCAUUCCUUUGUUACGUUACAAUUCCAAUUACACUCUGGCUAAUCUGUUAACGUGUGAGUGUGUGUGCACUGUAUGUUUGUGAGUGUGUGUGCGUGCGUGCGUGCACUGUGUGUUUGUGAGUGUGUGUGCGUGCACUGUGUGUGUGUGAGUGUGUGUGUGUGCGUGCACUGUGUGUGUGUGAGUGUAUGUGCACUGUGUGUUUGUGAGUGACAGAAUGCUCAUUCUAGAAUGCCUUUGCAGCAUUCCCAUAUAGUGAAGGCAGUUGUUGUUGCACAGUGUUUCUGCUUCAUCCUUCAGCCAUCGACUGUCUGUGUUCCUGACCUCUCGUCUCCUGCUUUAAAUGUAACAGGACACAAUGUCCUCUACAGAAGGUUAGCUCCUUCCUUUUCUCAUGUCACCACUGAAGUCCUGAGAUAUUGUUCAGUACCAGUCAAAGGUUUGGACACGCUACUCAUUCAAGGGUUUUUCUUUAUUUUUACUAUUUUCUACAUUGUAGAGUAAUAGUGAAGACAUCAAAAGUAUGCAAUAACACAAAUGGAAUCAUGUAGGAACCAAAAAAGUGUUAUACAAAUCAAAAUAUAUUUUAGAUUCUUCAAAGUAGCCACCCUUUGCCUUGAAGCUUUGCACACUCUUUACAUUCUCUCAACCAGCUUAAUGAGGAAUGCUUUUCCAACAGUCUGGAAAGAGUUCCUACAUAUUCUGAGGGCUUGUUAGCUGCUUUUCCUUCAUUCUGCAGUCCAACUCAUCCAGAACCAUCUCAAUUGAGUUGAGGUCGGGUGAUUGUGGAGGCCAGGUCAUCUGAUGCAGCACUCCAUCACACUCCUUCUUGGCCCUUAAACAGCCUGGAGGUGUGUUGGUUCAUUGUCCUGUUGAAAAACAAAUGAUAGUCCCGCAGAAUUCUGUGGUAGCCAUGCUGGUUAAGUGUGCCUUGAAUUCUAAAUAAAUCACAGACAGUGUCACCAGCAAAGCACCCCCACACCAUCACACCUCCUCCUCCAUGCUUCACGGUGGGAACCACCGUCUCACAAAGACGAGGUUGGAACCAAAAAUCUCAAAGUUUGACUCAUCAGACCAAAGUACAAGUUUCCACCAGUCUAAUGUCCAAUGCUCGUGUUUCUUUGCCCAAGCAAAUCUUAUUUUGAUUGGUGUUUUUUAAUAGUGGUUUCUUUGCAGCAAUUCGACUAUGAAUUCACACAGUCUCCUCUGAACAGUUGAUGUUGAGAUGUGUCUGUUACUUGAACUCUGUGAAACAUUUAUUUGGGCUGCAAUCAGAGGUGCAGUUAGCUCUAAUGAACUUAUCCUCUGCAGCAGAGGGAACUCUGGGUCUUCUUUUCCUGUGCUGUUCCUCAUGAGAGCCAGUUUCAUCAUAGCGCUUGAUGGUUUUUGCGACUGCACUUGAAGAAAUGUUCAAAGUUCUUGACAUUUUCCAGAUUGACUGACCUUCAUGUCUUAAAGUAAUGGACUGUUGUUUCUCUUUGCUUAUUUGAGCUGUUCUUGGUAUUUUACCAAAUAGGUCUAUCUUCUGUAUACCACCCCUACCUUGUCACAACACAACUGAUUGGCUCAAACGCAUUAAGAAGGAAAGAAAUUCUACAAAUUAACUUUUAGCAAGGCACGCCUGUUAAUUGAAAUGCAUUCCAGGUGACUACCCAAUGAAGCUGUUUGAGAGAAUGACAAAAGUGAGCAAAGCUGUCAAGGCAAAUGGUGGCUAUUUUGAAGAAUCCCAAAUUUAAAAUAAAAAUUGUUUAACACGUGGUUAUUACAUGAUUCCAUAUGUGUUAUUUCAUAGUUUGAUGUCUUCACUGUUAUUCUUCAAUGUAAACAAAAUAAAGAAAAACCCAUGAAUGAGUAGGUGUAUCCAAACCUUUGACUGGUACUGUAUGUGUGAUGUUUCUUAGGAAAAAACAACAUUGUGGAAAUGGAGGGAACAAAGGCCUCAGUUGUGAAGAGAGUUUGUUGUACCUUUAAUUUAAAGUCAGAGUCUGAGAAGUUGUCUAGUUAGAUUUGAUGUAUUCCAUCUAUUUCAGUGUCUACGGUCUGAUAGAUGUCAAUCAGUCUGUUAAUAUGGUGACUGUUGUGGUGUUGACUUUGAAGUGCCUGUUAGACUAGGUCAGCGCGCACCAAACCGCACUUCAGAACAACCCCAGACCUUUUCAACGGACACCAUUGUUCAUGUAAUAAUUUUAGACACAAGGGAGAUAUAACCUGUACUCUAUAGUACAUCAUUCUGAAGUAAUACGCCAUCACCAACUCUGAAAAGCACAGAGAGUGAAUGGUUACUUUCUUUUGAUACCAAGGAACUUUUUUCAGAGAAGUAAAUUAUUUUUAUUAGUUUUUUUAUAAAAUGUUUAUAUACACACACACACACACACACACACACACACACACUCACACGUUUGUUUUUCUCUCGGAUUGUAAUGGUGCUGGACUAAUAGUGCAGAUUCUGUUAUUUUAAAAAGUGCUUUUUACAAUGCUUUUAUGUAAGAGAAAUUACUCAGCUUUGCUAUAUUGGCACAUAGUAUUCUAUUUAAAUGGCUAUUGGUUAGGAGUCAGUCCCUGGCAGGUGCCUUAAUGAUGAGCAUGUCACUGUCGUAAAAAUGGAUUUGGCCGCUACCGAGAGCCUCACUGAUCAUGUAACAGGCACACACACACACACACACACCUCUCUCUCGCUCUCUCUCUUUCCCUCCCUAGAAGCUGAGUUAGCAAGGGCAGUCAGCAGGCUAUUUUGUGUGUUUCUUCUUUUUUUAAGAAGGAAAUUAUGACUCGUCUCUUUAAAUAGGGAAUUACAGUAGUAGGUCUCUCAAAGUCUUUAAAUGUACUUGCGGUUCAAACCCACAAUUUCUCACAGGCCCAGCCAUCCAACCACUGACGAGCUUGAUUCCAGUCCACACAGACAGACUUAACUGGUCUGGUUCCUCCUGCCUUUGAUAAAAGCUGCUGCCAUACCCGUUCCGCUACCUCCCUGGCCUCCUCUGCCCUUUGACCUGGAAGAACUAAAUGCAAGGCUGUCACUUGUACCUACCUACCUGCCCGAGGCCCACCAUGUUUGUUGUGUUGUCAGUAAGGUCACUAGAGUGCCUUUCUAAAAUAAAAAUGUCUUGGUGAGCAGCAGUAGUUAGUAAAACACAAAGUGUUAUACAGUAUCCAAAACCACUUGGCUGUUCUACCUUCCUAAAACAAGUAACUGAGCACAGUUAGCAAAACAAAGUGUUAUACAGUAUCCAAAACCACUUGGCUGUUCUACCUUCCUAAAACAAGUAACUGAGCACAUGAAUGGAAGUGAAGUCAUAAUUAUGUACAUUUUAAAAGGGAACUGAAAAUAUAUGCUUCUUCUUAAUACACUUCGGGUUUUAUGUUUACAGUAAAGGUCUUUCCUAUUGUUUUUUAAAUAGUUUCGGUCUAAUAUAUCCUUUCUACCUGUCUGUCAAGUACACAUGUUAGGCUCCUCUCCCUCAGGUAACAGUAGCUGGUCCCACAGCAGGUAGCCAAUGACAGGAGAGAGUCUUGGUUCAGUCUAAAGCAACGGUCCAAUCAGAGAGAGAGAUACUGCUAGGCAUGAGAGGGCAAUGCCACUGUACCAUGUCAUUGUUCAUCUAUCCUUAAGCAAACUGCAUGAUGUCACCUCCCCAUCCACACUGUCACAUCACAAUGCCUAGCAAUAUGUACAUGAAUUCUUAGCUUACGCUGUUAAUAAUAUUAGCUAAAUUAUUACUGAAAGAUUGCCUGUAUAUUCGCUUUAUAUAUUUCCUUUCUUUCUAAUACAUUGACUCUUGGGGAAAAAGAGAAUGCAAUGACUGAAAAUGAAACAAAAAAAUCAUUGCUUGUAUUGUUACUUGAAAAGGAUACAUCAACAUUAUUUGUACUCUUUCUAUCCUUGCGUAGAGAAUAAAGCUGAAUGUCUACUGUAGCUAUGAGCUGACUGUUGAAGUAUGUAGCUCUCUCCCUUUCUACAGACACUGUCUUUGUACAGACUCAUUUUAAAAAAGAAAGUAAAAAGAUAAGAAAUGGAACGGGAUUUAGAUUUUUAGGGGGUUUUGGGGUUGUUCUUUUCCAACCAUGUACCCUGUUCAGCUGAGAUCUCAUUUCCUUCUGUUUAUUAUAUAGACCACAAAUAAAUGUUUGUUGAAAAUAAAGAAUCUAUUCUCUCAUCA